Molecule: messenger RNA, 1149 nt
Organism: Poeciliopsis prolifica (blackstripe livebearer)
Lineage: Eukaryota; Metazoa; Chordata; Actinopteri; Cyprinodontiformes; Poeciliidae
Product: C-type lectin domain family 4 member E-like
Exons: 6
Coding region: 122-874 (250 amino acids)
Source: RefSeq, a predicted model, not a curated record
UGUGCUUGUUGGAUAGUAGGAGCUUUUCAGAGGUUUACAAGCUUUGGAAACCUAACUUAAAUAGAAAAGUUAUGCUUUAAUGGAGCAAAAGAGUUAAAUCUAACCUGCAUAUGCUGAGAUCAUGAUGAGAGUAAGCAAUGGAUUAACUUUGCUGGAAGGAGAAACGACUAAAGCCGACCAAGAAAAAACUUCAUUCAGUGACCACAGACAGUUGUCUCAUUACUUAUCUCUGCUCUGCUUCCUGCUCACCAUCGUGGUUCUGUUGCAGACUCUCUGCUUGGUUCAGAUUAUGUUGACUUCUCAGUCUCGCUCAACCCUGCAAGAAAACAAACUGAAAGAUCUGACAAACAGGCUGGAAACACUGAACCAGUCCCAUCACCUCCUGUUCACCCAGUAUCCUGCUCUGAACCAGUACUGUCCCAUCAACAACUCUUCCACUGGUGAGAGAAAGUGCAGACCAUGCUUGAUUGAUUGGACACUUCAAGGAGAGAAAUGUUUCUUCUUCAGUGAGGAUAGAGCUGACUGGAUCAGUAGUCAGUACCUCUGCAUGUCACUGGGAGGCGCUGUGGCUGCAAUCAAGACAGAGGAGGAACAGGAGUUUCUAUUUAAAAUGGCCCAGAGCCAGAGCCAUGGAGACUCAUACUGGCUCGGUCUGAGGAGCAGUGCUGUGGACGGGACCUGGCAGUGGAGUGACGGCACUCCGCUGGAGAACAGACCACAGUUUUGGGAACAUGAGCCAGAUAUCACAGGAGAGAGGAAGGAGCUCUGUGGUCGACUCACACCAGGAGACAACUAUAGGAAGAGCUGGUUCACCUCCAGCUGCUCUGGUCAGCUGAGGAGAAUCUGUGAGCGCAGACAAGCUUCCCUACAAUGACCAGAGUCAAAGACUGUCUUUCAUUAUUAUUAUUUUUUUUUUAUUUACCUCCUAAAUCUUUUCUCUUAUAUAUUAAGGUGUCUUAACAUAAAAAAGAAUAUAUUAGGGAUCAGUUGUAUUGUUCUACAUUUUCUGUCACUGUAUAAAGACAUAAAAAAUUCCUAGAAACGAGAAGCAAAUACGAGGCUCAUGUUUACGGGACAAAUUAGAGUACAGUGAAUUUAUUUCAAAGAUGUUUUUUGUUACUCUCAUUUUGAGCACUUGUUUAAACCCUA